AUGGGUAAGAAAAUCGUGUUCAACAUCUCUGCGGAAUUCCAGCUCCAGCAACUGCUGGGUGAAGGAGCGUAUGGUAUCGUGUGUAGCGCACGACAUCUGCCCACGGGUCAGAUGGUGGCCAUCAAGAAGAUUGAGCCCUUCGAGAGGACUCUUUUCUGUUUGCGGACGUUAAGGGAGAUCAAGCUGCUGCGCUGUUUCCACCACGAAAACAUAAUAUCAAUUUUCGACAUCCAACGGCCAGCUUCUUUUGAGUCCUUCAACGAGGUGUACAUUAUCCAAGAGUUGAUGGACACGGACCUGCACCGAGUGAUCGCCACGCAGGCCUUGACGGACGACCACAUCCAAUAUUUUGUGUACCAGAUACUGCGCGGGCUGAAAUGCUUGCACGCGGCUGACGUAAUCCACCGGGACUUGAAGCCUUCGAACUUGCUGGUGAACGCCAACUGCGACGUCAAAUUGUGCGACUUUGGCCUCGCAAGGUGCGCGGGCGUUUCCGUCGCUGCAGGUGGCAAGGACACCGGUCAUAUGACGGAGUACGUGGCGACCAGGUGGUACAGAGCUCCGGAGGUCAUGUUGACGGCAGCUGAGUAUACGUUUGCCAUGGAUGUAUGGUCGUGUGGGUGCAUUUUGGCGGAGCUACUGAUGCAAAGACCCCUUUUUCCCGGCAAGGAUUACCGGCACCAAUUGCUGUUGAUAUUCCAGGUGAUAGGAUCCCCCACAGCACAAGAUCUGGAGUGUGUACGCUCAAAACGGGCCUUACAGUACUUGAGCUCUCUGCCCUGCUAUCCUAAAAAUCACGGCUUACGCGGCCGGUUGCCCAACGCCAAUCCAGACGGUAUCGAUUUGCUGGAAAAAAUGCUCGUAUUCGACCCACAACGCCGCAUCACAGCCGAGCAGGCCCUGGAACACCCGUACCUCAGAGCAUACCACGACCCACACGACGAGCCUGCCACUACCAAAGUCGACCCGGCCCUGUUCAACUUUGACGAGCGUAAGGACCGCCUGGGCGCGGCUGAUCUGAAAAGACUACUGUGGGAUGAGAUCUUUGGACUGCGCACCCGAUGA
Molecule: messenger RNA, 1065 nt
Organism: Lachancea dasiensis
Lineage: Eukaryota; Fungi; Ascomycota; Saccharomycetes; Saccharomycetales; Saccharomycetaceae
Source: the annotation of a GenBank genome assembly